CUCACGCAUAUCGGGAUCUCAGGUAAGGCAAGGCCGAGGGAGCGAGCGGGCGAAGAAUCCAUUGGGAUUAUUGGGAUUCAUUAGAAUGGAUAUGCCGCUUCCCCAAGGAGGCGUGAGGGUAGCCGAAAAGUGUUGGCGAUGGGUGCCAUCCGAGCAGCGCUGGUGGAGACGUCCACUUGGCUAGAUGGUUUUGCGACGAAUAGACCAUGGAUGGGCCAUGAACGGCCCAUGAGCGGUACAUUGAUGAUCGACAAAUGCGUCGUGGAUGGGUGAAUGCCUGCUCAUGAACUCACAAGACCGCCUCGUGCGCCGACUCAACCGCACUUGCAACCGACAUGGGCCCUCCAUGCUCCACAACUCGGUGCCGGCCAUCGACACUGCUCCUUUUCGGCAGGACACAAUAUCGGCUCAAACCUCAUCCAGCCGAUAUGCAGCGCUCUCAAGGCCAACCAGAAACUCAAGCAUGUUAAUCUGAGCUAUAAUCGCCUGGGCGACGACGAGGUUAUUGAGCUCUGCAAAGUACUUGAAACGCACCAAGGCAUCGAUACCCUCAAUAUGCAGUACAACAUGGUCAGCGACGAAGGAGCCGUGGCUCUGGCGGAUGUUCUGAAAACCAACAAGUCCCUCCGACACAUCGACUUGUUCUUCAACCAUAUUGGAGACCGGGGUGCCAUUGCGCUUGCAGAGUCGAUGCACGAUCAACCCAAGCUGUACAAGGUCAAUCUUCGAUGCAACAUGUUGGGUUACCAAGGAAAUCGCGCCAUCAGGAUGAUCGAGGAUCAACUGGCUGUUCGAACAUAGUCACCAAACGGAGCGACCGUGUGAGCCCGGAGCGGUGCAGCGGGGAUGUCGGGACGACAGGAGAGAAGCGGCUGGCGGCGUUCCGAAGAUACCACACUUGUCCGGAGCGACGCAGUCGAUAUUCCGCUGUGGUGGCCAGAGGGGCCCAUUCGAUUCCGUAAUGAAGUCGUCGCACCGAGGUGCCUCCUUGGGCUUUGUCGUCGCCUUGUGAUCUCCCCGGCCACGAGCGGUGCGAUGGAUGGGCG
Molecule: messenger RNA, 1046 nt
Organism: Polychytrium aggregatum
Lineage: Eukaryota; Fungi; Chytridiomycota; Chytridiomycetes; Polychytriales
Exons: 5
Coding region: 274-801 (175 amino acids)
Biological process (GO): nucleocytoplasmic transport; activation of GTPase activity
Cellular component (GO): nucleus; perinuclear region of cytoplasm; cytosol
Molecular function (GO): GTPase activator activity; small GTPase binding
Source: RefSeq, a predicted model, not a curated record